UCCGUCUCUGCACAUUAAUUAUUCCCACGGUCUCCAGAUAGGCUGUUAAUGCGGUUUUUUCGCGGUGCCCGCUGUUUUAAUGCGUUUUCCGAGUUUCUAACAAAUAAUUCACUCUGUCUCGGGCGCGUGAUGCACCGCAAAUUGAAAGAUGCCGCGAAAGAGCUCUUGAGUCAGGUGCACACACCUCCUCCGGCAAAAACUACGCACUCAGCUCUGUCUGCCUCAGACUGAACCGUUUUAGGCUCACGGAAGGAAUAGGCGCAUAAUCUCAACGCGACAGCACGUUCAGCUCCUCGGUAUUAACAAGGAAGACACGCGAAGGACUGCCAUCCAUGAGCUGUCGUGUCCAGUGACCCGCUGGCGAUGGGAUCUGACCGGCAUACUGAUCCGCUCCGCCAGCAGCGUCAGCAGCACCGGAGAGCGCGACAGACGCAAGAACGCCUCGCGCGCCACUUUGGUUUUCGUUAGAGUUGCUCUCUUUUUUUUUGCGUUUGUAGUAUUUUGAUGUUGGUCUCGUCGUCGCGCAUGCGUUGCCGUGUAGUUGAAUUUUCUGGAGCGCUUCUUCAGACUAAGUUUGGGCUGCUGCUUCUCGGUCGAUGAUGAGAGGGAUGCUGAUCGCUCGGGGUCACUGGCGCGCGGGGAUCUUGUGUCUCCUUGUGCUCGUGGCUUUGACGGUGGGUCGUAGUCCGCCAGCGCACAGUGUAAACGAACCAAGCAACAUGUCAUAUGUCAAAGUCACUGUGGAUAAACUACUCAAAGGCUAUGACAUCCGUCUCAGGCCUGACUUUGGAGGUCCUCCGGUUGAUGUCGUUAUGAGUAUCGACAUCGCCAGUAUCGACAUGGUGUCGGAAGUGAACAUGGACUAUACCAUCACCAUGUAUUUCCAGCAGUCUUGGCGUGAUAAGCGCCUGUCCUACACAGGGAUUCCUCUCAAUCUUACUUUGGAUAACCGAGUAGCUGAUCAACUCUGGGUGCCUGAUACUUACUUUAUAAAUGACAAGAAAUCUUUUGUCCAUGGGGUCACAGUGAAGAAUCGCAUGAUUCGUCUGCAUCCUGAUGGGACUGUGCUCUAUGGGCUCAGGAUAACUACCACAGCUGCUUGUAUGAUGGAUUUGCGCAGAUACCCGCUGGAUGAGCAGAACUGCACGCUGGAGAUUGAAAGUUAUGGCUACACCACAGAUGACAUUGAGUUCUACUGGCAGGGAGGAAGUUCAGUGACGGGGGUGGACAACAUUGAGCUGCCGCAAUUCUCUAUUAUUGAUUAUAAAACACUGUCUACGAAAGCGGUGUUUGCCACAGGGUCAUAUCCUCGUCUGUCUCUCAGUUUUAAACUGAAGAGAAACAUUGGAUAUUUCAUCCUGCAGACCUACAUGCCCUCAACAUUGAUCACCAUCCUGUCUUGGGUCUCUUUCUGGAUCAACUAUGAUGCUUCCGCUGCAAGAGUUGCACUAGGAAUCACCACCGUUCUGACUAUGACCACAAUCAACACUCAUCUUAGGGAGACUUUACCUAAGAUCCCUUAUGUGAAGGCCAUAGACAUCUAUCUGAUGGGCUGCUUUGUCUUUGUGUUCCUGGCCUUGCUCGAGUAUGCCUUCGUCAACUACAUAUUCUUCGGCCGUGGUCCACACUUACAGAAGAAAGUGGCAGAAAAAGCUGCAAAAAGCAACAAUGAGAAGAGUCGCUUGGAGAGUAACAAAGUUCAGGUUGAUGUCCAUGGAAACAUUCCCCUGACAAACCUUGACCUGCGCCUUAGCGGGGCAGAGAUGUUAGGUGCUCUUGGGGACCCGAGGAACACCAUGUUCUCUUAUGAUAGUGCCAGCAUCCAAUACCGUAAGCCCCUUACAGGUCGGGACCUCUACGGCCGGCCCACUGCCCCUGUCGAGAGGCCAAUGGCACGAAAAAAGAGUCGUCUAAGGAGGCGAGCCGCUCAGCUAAAGGUGAAGAUUCCAAACCUGACAGACGUAAACGCCAUCGACAAGUGGUCACGUGUCAUCUUUCCCAUCACCUACACCUUCUUCAACUUAGUAUACUGGUUGUAUUAUGUCCACUAGGGAGCAGCACUGACUCGACCCAGCCAUUCACACAUCAGGUCAGGCUCUUACCCUCCUUGUGGUUUUGACUGUCAGUCAGACAGGAGGAGGAGGUGCAUUCUGUAGCUAGCACUUCUCUGUAAAUUAUUAAACUAUAAAGAAUAUAUCAUAUAAAUCUAUAUUAUAAUUUUUAAAUAAGACAAAAUAACUUAAAAUAUCUACCCAACCUUUAAAGCUGUUUAUUGUAGAUUAUGUCACAAAUAUUAGUUUAAAAAUGUCUCAGAUUUUUGCACUUUGCUUCUGUAGGAUCAGUUUCACUGACUGCAGAAAGUACAGCUUCACAAUGGGGAGAAAAAGGCUUUUCUGACCUGCAGCUGUAGACAGGCUUAAAUCUUUAAAACAGCAUUUGGAAGUUGUUUUCAUCGUCCAUCUUGCAUAUAUUAGAGGACUGAAGGUCUUAAAGGGAUGUUCUUGGUUUGUUACAAGCUCUAUUGACAACAUUUGUGGUAUAAAUUUCAAUACAACAGAAAAUAAUUUUAACUAAUCCCUCAGGUUUUAUAAUUGCAAUUGGGAAAAGAAAUACAAAUGACUUUUGUCUGGUACUUUUAUACCCAGUAGAUUUUUAUUAAAAUUGUAUCCCUUUGUUUUACAACAAUGCAAGCAUUUGGGUAUUUUGUUUUAUUUUAUUUUUUAGAAAACCAAUAGUUAUUUAGUAUAGUGAAAUUGUUUCUGUUUGAGGUCAAUAUGACCCUGGCAAAAGAUUAGGAAAAGUCUAAUUCUGCUUGGUAUUUGCUGUAUUAGUAUUUAAAUGUGGCUACAGUAAGACACUUUACAUAAUAAUACCACAUAACAUAAGUUAUUCAUAUUGGCAUGCCAUGCUUGGAAAUAUGGACAAUAUGCUCAUGGAUACCUGAAAUUGAUGUGAAAGUUGUACACUGCAAGACUAAAUGUGCAGUCUCGUAUACUUUUAUAGUUACUGAAGAUAAGUUCAUUUACCUCCAAUAGUAAUCCCUUAAAAAGUAAUUUUAUAGUCAAUUGUUGGAGCUUAACUUGAACGAAAACCUGGAACAUUCCUAUAAAAUCAAGACCUUCUGCCCCAGUUUAGACACAUCACAUACUGUAGAUUAAACCUGUUUGUCUUAGUAAGAUUUUAGCUACUCUGCUACCAAGAAAUGGGCAAAAGAGCUCAUCAUCUGGGUUACACUAUUUAUAGGGCUUGGUUAAGACUACACUUAAAAAAAAUAUUAUCUGUCUAUAUGUAACACACUUGUUCUCUAUUAUCAAAUGUAGUCAGCCUGCCAGGAACGGAUGUCCUUACAUCAGCAUGACGACACAUGAUGACAAGCAGGAUAUGAGUUUAAAGUCCUCACAGUAUGUAAAUUUGUACAUUAAAACAUAUCAGGUAUUGAAAGAUGAUGUCAUCAUGUUUUUCUCUACUCUUUCUUAUAAACCAACAAAUCCUGCAUAUUUCAUUCAUAGCAGCAGUUGAAUUUUAUACUGUAAAACCCAAUAUAUAAAAUCCAAAUCCAUUAGCAAGAGAUUAAAAGACAAAACGGUUUCAGGAAAGUGAUAUAUUAGUUUCUGUUGUUCAGUAUUUGACUCAGAAUCCUAACAUUAUUGCAAUCUAACUGUAGCUAUGAUUUUAUAUAUAUGCAUUGUUUUAGGGAUGUAGUUAUAACUAUUUAUAUAGGAAGUGACUUCACAGUAUUUACCUUACACAUUUGCAUUUAGCUUUAAACUGUGCUAUUCACUGUGAGUUAUAUAUUAUCCAAGCUCACCAAAAUGGCUAAUAGGACUUAAUAACAAAUUAGAUUUUUCUUCUUUAUGGCUAAACUUGUGCCUUUUAAGAAAAAAACAAACAAACAUGUAUUUUACAGGGUUUAACAUACAACAACAGAGUAGAAAUAUUCUGAAUGGAUUUCCACUUUUCUAUAGAACAAAUAUAACUUAAGGGUGCCACACAUAAUCAAAAUUAAAGGUACUUUCAAGGGCUUUUCCAAUGCCCUGCAUUAAUAUUCAGUAUAAUAUUAGAAAUAAAUCAAAUGCGUUUGGCAUGUAAAUAAAUUGCUUGCAUUGCAGCACUCUUUUUGUUUCAGUGACAAUCUGACUGGGACAUGAGCUGCUCAGUUUGUUGUCCAGGAGUGAAUUAACUUUAUGAAAUUCUCCAUUAAUUCUAAUCAAAUACUGGCAAUGUAAAAAACAAAGCAUAUUCACACGCUCCAGCCAGAAUCAGCAUGAAUACACAAACACGUGCACAUAAAAGUGAAGUUAUAUUUAACUUUUGAUAGGCCAUCUAUCAUUCAUACAUGGUGUUUUGGCUUGAGAUGCCUACAACAGCAAAUGCCAAAAAAAGAAGAAAAAAAAAGAAAAGAAAAAGUAUUUUUAAAAACAGUAUCCUAUUAUCUGUGUAUGAUUUCUGUAAUUUCACUCAUGCUAUUGGCCAGUGCACUUUCGAGCAGAUGUGGAGUGUGUCGAAGGAGAAUUUACGGUCACUGAAUAAGACAGGGUGUUUGUAUUUGAGUUUAUGUAUUUAAGCCUAGGACUGCAACCACAGUUGUUCUUAAGGAUACUUUAUUUUAAAUCAUAGACAUUUAAAUAAAAUAUCUCACCAAACAUAAUGUGAAGAGCUGAUUUUUGUACUCGAUUGCUUUGUUGUUGCAUUACCACAUGGCAUUGGUGUUUUGUGAGCUGGGAAGUCUAAUAAUCAAUGAUGGACACUGAAUUAACUGGGAAAUAAAUAAAAAAAGGGUUAAUUGUUCUCAUAAACCAAUCACCCUUGGCUCUUCAGGGAAUGGACCUAUUAAGAUGAUCUGACAGUAAUGAAGACAAAAUUCCAUUCAUACAACACACUUGAUUUAAU
Molecule: messenger RNA, 4890 nt
Organism: Onychostoma macrolepis
Lineage: Eukaryota; Metazoa; Chordata; Actinopteri; Cypriniformes; Cyprinidae
Gene: gabrb1
Product: gamma-aminobutyric acid type A receptor subunit beta1
Exons: 9
Coding region: 597-2051 (484 amino acids)
Biological process (GO): signal transduction; regulation of membrane potential; chemical synaptic transmission
Cellular component (GO): membrane; synapse; GABA-A receptor complex
Molecular function (GO): extracellular ligand-gated monoatomic ion channel activity; neurotransmitter receptor activity; GABA-A receptor activity
Source: RefSeq, a predicted model, not a curated record